Molecule: messenger RNA, 1186 nt
Organism: Emiliania huxleyi CCMP1516
Lineage: Eukaryota; Haptophyta; Isochrysidales; Noelaerhabdaceae
Exons: 5
Coding region: 16-816 (266 amino acids)
Biological process (GO): very long-chain fatty acid biosynthetic process; fatty acid elongation, monounsaturated fatty acid; fatty acid elongation, polyunsaturated fatty acid
Cellular component (GO): endoplasmic reticulum membrane
Molecular function (GO): fatty acid elongase activity
Source: RefSeq, a predicted model, not a curated record
GCGUCGCGUACCCCGAUGCUCGAUCGCGCCUCGUCCGACGCGGCCAUCUGGUCUGCGGUGUCCGAUCCGGAAAUCCUGAUCGGCACUUUCUCCUACCUGCUGCUCAAGCCGCUGCUACGCAACUCAGGGCUCGUGGACGAGCGGAAAGGCGCCUACCGGACCUCGAUGAUCUGGUACAACGUGGUGCUCGCGCUCUUCUCCGCGACGAGCUUCUACGUGACUGCGACCGCGCUCGGGUGGGACAAGGGCACCGGCGAGUGGCUCCGCAGUCUCACGGGCGACAGCCCGCAGCAGCUGUGGCAAUGCCCGUCGAGGGUAUGGGACUCCAAGCUGUUCCUGUGGACGGCCAAGGCCUUCUACUACUCAAAGUACGUGGAGUACCUCGACACGGCGUGGCUCGUCCUCAAGGGGAAGAAGGUCUCCUUCCUGCAGGGCUUCCACCACUUUGGCGCGCCGUGGGACGUGUACCUGGGCAUUCGGCUGAAGAACGAGGGCGUGUGGAUCUUCAUGUUCUUCAACUCGUUCAUCCACACGGUCAUGUACACGUACUACGGCCUCACCGCCGCGGGCUACAAGAUCCGCGGCAAGCCGAUCAUCACCGCGAUGCAAAUAAGCCAGUUCGUCGGCGGCUUUGUCCUAGUGUGGGACUACAUCAACGUGCCGUGCUUCCACGCCGACGCCGGGCAGGUCUUCAGCUGGGUCUUUAACUAUGCUUACGUCGGCUCCGUCUUUCUGCUGUUCUGCCACUUCUUCUACAUGGACAACAUCGCGAAGGCCAAGGCCAAGAAGGCCGUCGCUACCCGCAAGGCGCUGUGAGUCGGUGUGCGCGCCCCCUCGGUCGAGAGACAGCGGCUGCGCGACGUUUUGCAUGCGAGAGGUGGGCGGGCGCCUGGGUAGGCGGGUGCGCGGGAGGGCUGCCCGCCCCCUCGGCGCGGGCGUCUCGAGUAUUUGCGUGUCUGAUGAUGAGGUGGGCGAGACGGGCCCCCACUCAGAUCUCACCGGGGUUGGUAGAGAGUGGGAGAGCACACACGCGUGUCGGCGCGCGGGCGUAGAACUGUGGCGCGCGCUCGCUACCGUACUAGACGACCGAGACACAGCACGCGCUUGGAGACCAAUUUGUUUGGGGCUCGCUCGCGAUGAGAGGAUUAUGUAUUAUCGACGCCAUCUCAGAGACACAAAUCGCAAU